ACAUUAAAUUUUUUCAAAUCAAAAUAAUUUGCUGUAAAUGUGACUGCCAACUGCAAUUGUGCACAUUAACAAAUCAGUAAUGAGUCUCAUCAGGAGAUUAACACCAAUAUUGAAUUGUCGAUACUUAAGAAGAGAAGUAUGUAAUCGAAGCAUACACACUGUAAUAUUAAAAGAAGCAAACAUUAACUCAACUUCGACAUUGUUAAACCUUCAGCCUGUUCAGCCUGUAUUCAGUAUUGAAAGAGGAAAAUCUAAAAAGGCAAAGUAUGAUUCUGACGAUGAAGAUGAAGCAUUUGGAGAGGAUGACUCGUCAUUGUCAAAGGAUUCAAAAGUUGUUAAAUUCAGCACCACAUCCAUGAGGACUGAUGUAAUAAUAAAAUCAGCACUUGGAUAUGCAAGAAACAGGGUAGAGGAAAUAUUUUAUGAAAGUAAAAUAAGAUUAAAUGGCAGGAAAAUAAUGAAAAAAAGUGCAGCUGUAAAACUUGGUGAUGAAGUUGAUGUUGUUAAAAUGAUCAGCCCUAAGAAUCCAGAACAUUUAUAUGUAUCCAGAAUAGAAAUAUUAAACAUUGUCCCCAAAGAAGAUAGUAUUUCUAUAACUGCUAGAAGAUUCAAAAAUCUGCUUAUAGAAAAUUAUGAAAUUGAUCCAUAUAAAUCUAGUUCUACUGAAGAAGAAACAUAGGAAAUUAGAUUUGUAGCGGAAGGAAAUAGUUAAUUUUGUAAAUAGCAAAAGUAAUCACAAUGUAAAAUAUAAUAAAAUAAAACUUUAAUAGGCAUAAUAACUUUUUAAAGCUAACAUG
This is a messenger RNA of Bombyx mandarina (wild silkworm), 797 nucleotides long. Its product is annotated as mitochondrial transcription rescue factor 1. Gene Ontology annotation, molecular function: RNA binding. Gene Ontology annotation, cellular component: mitochondrion. The record is from RefSeq and is a predicted model, not a curated record. Gene Ontology annotation, biological process: regulation of mitochondrial transcription. Lineage: Eukaryota; Metazoa; Arthropoda; Insecta; Lepidoptera; Bombycidae.